Molecule: messenger RNA, 534 nt
Organism: Trichoderma aggressivum f. europaeum
Lineage: Eukaryota; Fungi; Ascomycota; Sordariomycetes; Hypocreales; Hypocreaceae
Exons: 2
Coding region: 1-534 (177 amino acids)
Source: RefSeq, a predicted model, not a curated record
AUGUCUACAUCAACAUCCACAACAUCUCAACCACCGCACCAUGCCGCCGUCACAGCUCCCCUCCCACGCAUAACCAUCCAGUUCUGCACUCAAUGCAAAUGGAUGCUGCGAGCUGCCUACUUCGCCCAAGAACUCCUCUCCACAUUCUCCCUCUCCCUCGGCGAAGUCGCCCUCCAGCCCUCCACCGGCGGAACCUUUAUCGUCACCAUCCACCACCUUUUCACCUCCCCAGAAUCACCUUCAGCAUCAUCUUCAGCAUCCGUCCAGUCCACAACCCUGUGGGACCGCAAAACAGACGGCGGCUUCCCCGAAACAAAGGAGCUCAAGCGUCGCGUCAGGGACGUCAUCGACCCGUCCCGGGACCUGGGCCACGUCGACCGCCAUCACGGCGCUGCUGCUGCUCCUCCUCCUCCGGCUACAGAGGCCGUUAAGGUAAAAGAGGCCGUUCCAGCGAAAGAGACUGUUUCUGCUACGGAACAGCCAGCAAAGCAAGAACAGGCCUCAUCAACCAUUGUAUGCGAAGACUGCACUUAA